GUUAGGGCUCUCCUAUGUUCUUUAUCAAGCAUGGGAGUGAUCAACGAAGAAAUGCUCAUGCGACGAGCAGAGCACAACGAGGGGAUCCUUCACAGCCUUGAGGUACACACGGCCUUGAUCUGGAUUCUGUUCCAGCGACACGAUCUCCUCCUCUUGCAGGAGCUUGUGCUCCAAGAGGAAGGCAUCAUGGACAUCAACCGAAGCCUGGGAGCAUCUUGUCCCAACCUCAAGAUUCUCUAUCUUCCAAAUAAUCUCAUCUCCAGGCUAAGCAAUUUACACCGGCUAAAGCAGCUGCAAUACUUGAAUGUAGCUGUCAACAACAUUCUGAAGGUAGAAGGACUCGAGCAAUGCGAAUUCCUGGAAAAGCUGGAUAUGACUCUCAACUUUGUUGGGAAAAAGGAGCUCCCCUCUGUUGCAGCUCUGAGGGCCAACAUUCACCUCCGAGACUUGUUUCUCACUGGCAACCCGUGCCAAGAGGUCCCUGGUUAUCGAAGCUAUGUUAUUGCGACUCUUCCAUCCUUGAAGCGUUUAGAUGGUAUCGAGGUUCGACCAUCAGAAAAAAUUCGAUCCCAGCAAGAAUACCCCUUCGUAAAGGAUGUCUUUGGCAACGAAGACGAUGUAGUCGACUGUGACGCUUCUGCCGAAGAUGUGGACGAAAACGGUCACGUCGUUCGUGAAUAUACACCGGCUUCAAGAGUAGCGGAGUAUGUCGAGCUUGAGCAGAAAAAGAAAAAGGAUAGUGGAAAGGUAAACAAUCAGAAUCAGAGAAAGGUUCCAGAGCGCAGGACUGGAUUUGAUCCAUUACCAAUGGAAGGCCGUAUAUAUCAGAAGAACGAGGGCAACUGGAGUUUCAAGCUAGCAGAGAGUGAAUGUGGAACCAAGCUAGUGUUGGAUGUAGCUAUUGGUCGAUACAUGGAUACAUCCGCAAUGGACAUUGAUAUCCAGCCGCUGCUCGUGCGCGUGCUGAUCAAGGGCAAGCUUCUGCAGCUACGACUCCCGGAAGAGGUUAAGACUUCCGAGAGCAUCGCACAGCGGUCGAGAACGUCAGGUCAUUUGGUUGUGACUAUGCCCAAAGCCGUGGUAAAGAGACGACAUCAAAAGGACACAUACGUUGUGGAAGCUACCAAAGAGAAAAAAGUACGGCAGAAACCACACGUCAAGUUCUCAGAGAUCGAGAACAUUAUCACACCUCCAAGCAAGCCAGUGGAGGAUCCAAGUAGUGACGUCCCGGACCGUCCCCUUGCAAGGAUGCGACGCGAGGAAUCUGACGAAGUUCCACCCCUGGAAUAACAUCAGUGGCAAUUCCUCGGUGGUGGUAAGCUUUUCUUUCCUGUUAGUCGUAGGCUUUAGCUACUAGAGCUUUUGCAAUGGCAGGGGUUCUCGAAGAGCUUGCUGCGAGUGCGUGCCACCUAUGGCUCUGUGCUGUCGUAAUUUUACGAACAAGCUAAAGAAUUUGGCUACCUGGAGCACUCGGUCCAUAUUUCCAUACGGUGAUCGAGCGCAAUGAGUUGACAUAUUCUCAAAACCGCGAGGAGAGAAAAUCACUCGCUUUUGCUCGAUCAAGGGUGCGUGGAAGAGGGAGCAGUGACUUAACACCACAUUGCACAGGUGGAAAAGGAAAGAACAGAGGAGAUUAUUUUGCUCCGCUCUCGAGAAAGAUCAUUGAAGAGUCGAUGAGACGAAUAAAACAGUGUGAGUGUGGUCAUUAUCGUGGAAUAUACACGAGUCCCUUCA
Molecule: messenger RNA, 1734 nt
Organism: Selaginella moellendorffii
Lineage: Eukaryota; Viridiplantae; Streptophyta; Lycopodiopsida; Selaginellales; Selaginellaceae
Product: protein tilB homolog
Exons: 11
Coding region: 31-1290 (419 amino acids)
Cellular component (GO): cytoplasm
Molecular function (GO): protein binding
Source: RefSeq, a predicted model, not a curated record